Messenger RNA from Vicia villosa (hairy vetch), 1370 nucleotides. RefSeq lists its product as uncharacterized. Gene Ontology annotation, cellular component: nucleus. Lineage: Eukaryota; Viridiplantae; Streptophyta; Magnoliopsida; Fabales; Fabaceae. Gene Ontology annotation, biological process: regulation of DNA-templated transcription. The transcript is spliced from 6 exons. The coding region runs from base 211 to 837 and encodes 208 amino acids. The record is from RefSeq and is a predicted model, not a curated record.
AAAAAAUUUCCGUUUAUAUCAAGGGAGACGACUUUUCAGUUUUACCAACACAACACAGCUUCUCCACAAAAUUGAACGCAGCUAGAGUUUCACUUUAUAAACCCUCCCUCCACAUUUUCAGUCCAUCGCCACUUCAAUCCCAAACUUCUCUCUCUCUCACUCUCUGUUUUCAAUUUUGUUGCUUGUGUAUUGUAUUGCCAAUUCGAAACAAUGUAUGUUGUUCCAAUUCGAUGGUGUCCUCCCACUAAUUCCAACAUCGAUUUCGAUUCAUCUUCACCACAAACCAAUAGCAGUGACGUUGAUGCCAGAGAAAUUCCAGUUGUUGGAAAAACUUGCCACCAGUGCCGCCAGAAAACAAGGGAUGUUGCUGCAACCUGUAAGAACCCGAGGAAUGGGAAGCCUUGUGUAAUUAGGUUUUGCCACAAAUGUCUUUUGAAUAGAUACGGGGAAAUAGUAAAAGAGGUAAAUCUGUUGACGAAUUGGAUGUGUCCAAAAUGCAGAGGCAUUUGCAAUUGCAGUUCGUGCAUGAAAAAAAGAGGUCAACAGCCUACUGGUGCUCUAGCACAUAUAGCCAAGGCAUCCGGUUUCAAGUCCGUGUCUGAAAUGCUUAUUAAGAAUGCUUCUGAAGAUUUAAAAUCGAACAAUGUUAAUAAUGUCGAUGCUGUGCCUUCAAAAGAAGCUUAUUUUGAAAAGGAGGUUGUACUAGAUCCAUCAGAGAAAACUCGGAAAGAAAACUCUCUAGGUGACAUGACUCGGAGUCAAAUGGAUGGUCCCAAGGCUUGGGGCGCAAAUGAUUUUUUCUUUGAUCCUGCUUCUUUGGCUUCAAAUGGAUGUUAAAGAAUGCUUAAAAAAAUCAGCAUGGCUAAAAUAAAUCAGUGAUGCUGGUAUGUUCCAAAGCCUCCACUCGAUCAUUUAAAAAGUGUCAUAAUCACAUGUACAAGGAAAUUGAAUCUUAAGCAUGCAUCUACAAGCUUCUAAAUCUAGAUCAAUUAGACAGCAGGUAGUUGAAGAGCUUGGCAAGUUUCAGAAACAAAUUCUUGCAUUACAAACUCUGCAAGAUUUUCUGAAAAGCUCUUAUGAUAUAAGUCAAAGCUACUGAACAAGAGAGGCAAAGGAAAGGCUUGGAAUUCUUGAGUAUUCUUGUUUUGCACCAGACACCAAAUUCUGUGACAGAUUAAAUAUAAUCAAUGUUAGAUUAAAUUAAAUCUGAAGCAUAAGUGAUGGGGUGCAUACAACUAUUGUAAGAAUAUAUCUAAAUUUUAGUUUUGACACAGAUUCAAUACAUGGUAUAUACAUAGCAAUGGUGUCUACUGUAUUUUGUACACACAUGACUAAUGUUUAUUAAUAACUCUUGUUUAUUUAUGGUUCAA